GCGAGUGAGAGUACCCCUGCCAUCCCGUUGAUGAUGACGAGCAUGGGGACGACAUUCGCCCCGAUCACCACGGUAAGAUCUAUUGGGAUGAUCCCGAUCAUGUCAACCCCUACUCCUACGCCAGCGACGACGAUGUUCCCCGGCCCAAUAACAACGCCUGGGGGAGCUUUCACGCCAUACCCAUCAACCUGGGCUCAAUUUGCUGCUGACCCGGCAAAUGCUCAGGCUCUACAGGGCUAUCAACAGGUGAUGGCCAUGAUGCAACAGGUAGGGGGCUUCAUGCCAUUUGCCUAUCAUGGCAUGACGCCACCAAUUAUGCCACCUCCGGUGUCGAUUCCAUCAACACUCGUUCCAAGGAUGGUCCCUGUACGCCCGGUGAAUUUGACAGGGAUCAUGAACGAGGUAGCGCCCUCAAAUGUCCAUGGGGUUGAUGAGGCAGAGCAGGAGGUAGCCCGCAGGAGGAAGGGUAAGGCUAUAGCCAAACCCAGCAAGACCCGAGAUUCGGCAUUCAAACGCCUAGGGGAUAAAGAGGAUGGACCCCGCAAGUCUGUCAAGCUACGUCUUGGUCCUGAGAUGGGCCGGACUAGCGCAAUGGAAAGACUUGGCGGGAGUCGUCCCGCCCCAUCUCGUCGUUUUAGGGAAUCUGAGACGAUUCACCUAGAUGAAGAGGAAGCCGAAAGUCAGCCCAGGGCAUCGGCGUACACCAGGCUCUCAUAUGAUGAGGAUGAUCUGGACAAGAUAGGGAGCGUAGCACGAAAGCUACGUGCCCUGGAGGAAAGAGUAGAAGAGAAAGAGGGAACUAAGAAGCAUACCCUGGUCAAAUCACCCUUUUCGGCCAGGGUACAUGCCCAAAAAUUGAGACGGAAGGUCAAGCUGGACGUGGAGAAAUUCACUGGAAAGGAGGAUCCAAAUGUCCACCUUGACACCUUCCACAAUGCAGCACAGAUGGCCGGGUGCAUGCACUGAUGCUGAGGAAUGCUUGCUCUUCUUUUCAUCCUUGAGAGGGAGACCAGUGGAAUGGUUUAACGGCAUUCCCCAUUGUUAGAAUAAUAGACCAACGCUAGAGGGGGGGUGAAUAGCGUUUGAUCAAAAAUCGCAGGAAUAAAAAAUGAAUAAACGAGAAGUAAAGAG
Molecule: messenger RNA, 1131 nt
Organism: Cuscuta campestris
Lineage: Eukaryota; Viridiplantae; Streptophyta; Magnoliopsida; Solanales; Convolvulaceae
Source: the annotation of a GenBank genome assembly